AUGCUAGUUUAUUCCUCCCAUGGUGGUGAGUCUCUGGGUCAAGAAGGUCACUCAACUGUUCUCGCGAGUGUUGAGUUUUCUAGACCAUUCUCGCGGGUCUCGCAUAUGCGAGCCUUGCCCCACCUUUUUUUGAAAAAUCCUAUGCUUCCAGUGCUACCAACUGUGAUUGAACCUCCCUCUAUGAAGGAUCCUGAGCUUGACUUGAACCAACCUUCUUUGACCAAAGAUGUUGGUGAUGGGGGUAAGUCUGAGGUAACAAUUGGUUAUGUUGUUUCACCUGUAGAGGUGGUGCUUGUCGUCCCCCCAAUUGUGGCAUUAACUUCUAGAGUGACCAUAGAAGUUCCCGUAGUAGCCGUUGAGNGAUUGGUUAUGUUGUUUCACCUGUAG
This is a messenger RNA of Ilex paraguariensis (yerba mate), 387 nucleotides long. NCBI's taxonomy places the organism in Eukaryota, Viridiplantae, Streptophyta, Magnoliopsida, Aquifoliales, Aquifoliaceae. The record is from the annotation of a GenBank genome assembly.